GAACAGGGUACCAAUCUUGCACCAUCCGAAAUGACAGAAAAUAUAAAAGGUCGAAUUCUACUCGUAUUACUCCCUCUCCAUCCGAUCACGGUCCUACGGGACCCUGAUGCAUGAUCGCACGGCAAAUUUGAACGGCCAAGAUCGAGCCACGGCAUUCGUGCAAGGAUCGCAGAGGAUCUUCGUACCGGAGCCCAUCAUCCUCGUCACUCACCUCAGAAGCACACGCAAAAUGGGCGGCAGCACAGCAGCUUAGCCCAUCUUUGCUGCUUUGGUGGUUUUAUUAAAUCGCCUCGGUUGCUUGCACAUAAACACGAGGGGUUUGUUUGUUUGUUUGUCUGUUGGUCACACAUGACACCAGCCUUCUUCUUCGCUUAGCCCUUUCCGUCCAGCCUCUCCAUGCCUCCCGUAGUCUCGUUCACCUAAAUUGCUCGGAUCCUUGCACUUUGCAAGGAUUUUUAGCUGCUGCCCCAACCAAUAAGCAGCUAACCCACUCCUCGGCUCAAAAGCGCCGGUGAGCUGCGCUGAUUUCCCCGGCGUGUCGUGAAAUGAGGGGCGCAUUGCCCGGACCACACCGGCCAGGGAGGCGGGGGAGGAGAAGAAGAAGAUGAGGAUUAGCCCCGUGCUGCUCUUCGUGGUGGUGAUACUGGCCGGCGUCGUCUUCGUCUCCGGCCUGCUACAUCUCCUCGUCCGGCUCCUCCGGUGGCACGCCCGCCGCAUACGCUCGGCGGCGGUGGAGGGCGCCGCCGACGAGGCGGGGACGGCGGAGGUUGGGGAGGAUUCGGCGGCGUUGCAGAGGCAGCUGCAGCAGCUGUUCCACCUCCACGAUGCAGGGCUGGACCAGGCCGUCAUCGACGCGCUGCCGGUGUUCGCCUACGGGGACGCGGUGGCCGGCGGGGGCGCCGGCGCCAAGGAGCCGUUCGACUGCGCGGUGUGCCUGUGCGAGUUCGCGGGGGACGACCGGCUCCGGCUGCUCCCGCCGUGCGGCCACGCGUUCCACGUCGACUGCAUCGACACCUGGCUCCUCUCCAACUCCACCUGCCCUCUCUGCCGCUGCGCGCUCCUCGACGCCGACCUCUUCGACGGAGCCGAGGCCGCGGCAGGGGACGACUGGAGGCGGCGGGAGGACCAGGAGGAGGAGGAAGAGGGCGCGGUGUUCCCGGUGCGGCUGGGCAAGUUCAAGAGCGCGUCCAGGGCCGGCCCCGUCGUCAUCCGCGAUGGCGACGACCCCGCCGUUGCCGCGAGGGAGGAGGAAGACACGAGCAGCGGCAGGAGGUGCUACUCGAUGGGGUCCUACCAGUACGUGCUCGCCGAGGCCAGCCUGCAGGUGUCCGUCCACCGGCGGCGCGGCGGCGAUGGGGCGGAGAGGAUGAGGGGGCCGAGAGGGAUCUCCGGCGGCGGCGGCAAUCCGGCUGGCGGCGGUGGCGAGGGGAAGAAGAUUGGCGCGGGGAGCAGAGGCGACAGCUUCUCGGUGUCCAAGAUCUGGCAGUGGCCGCGGAACGGCAAGGGGAAGCUCCCCGUGCUCGCGUCCGACGACUCCUCGCCCGCGUUGCAGCAGUGGCCCAGGAGAAGCGUCGGGGAAUCGUGAUACAGGAAGGGAGGAAGAAGACUUGUGCUGUUUUUUUUUUAGGGUGCAGUGUGGGUUGCAAACAUUUUGCUUGAGUUAAUUUCUUGGUUUCCUUUUGGCUGUUCUUAAUCUGUCCAUAGCCACAUUCGUUUUUUCAAGUGAUUGUGCUGCCGAUUUUACAAAUCUACAGAUGCAUGAUGAUGAACUCUGUCUUCCCAUUAGUUCUCCCUCUAGGAUUAGCACUGGAAACACCCAUUCACAUGCCUAAUUUCGAACUCAGGAAUUUCAACCA
Molecule: messenger RNA, 1856 nt
Organism: Brachypodium distachyon (stiff brome)
Lineage: Eukaryota; Viridiplantae; Streptophyta; Magnoliopsida; Poales; Poaceae
Product: RING-H2 finger protein ATL46
Exons: 1
Coding region: 605-1585 (326 amino acids)
Source: RefSeq, a predicted model, not a curated record